This is a messenger RNA of Pundamilia nyererei, 771 nucleotides long. It is a transcript of the gene ccdc169, whose product is annotated as coiled-coil domain containing 169. Bases 31 to 771 code for a protein of 246 amino acids. NCBI's taxonomy places the organism in Eukaryota, Metazoa, Chordata, Actinopteri, Cichliformes, Cichlidae. The transcript has 8 exons. The record is from RefSeq and is a predicted model, not a curated record.
CAAACAAAGCUUAGAUUUUUUUCCAGAAACAUGGCUAAAGCUAGCGAGGACUGUAAAUACGCGUUGGCACGGCUGCAGGUAGAACUGGAAAAGGAGAGGGGGAUGAAAGAAAUGCUUGAAGAGUCAGUGUCUGAUCUGCGGAGUACCAUGAGUGAACUCCAAGAAAGACUGCACAGUGUUGAUGGGGAAGGAAAUGAGUGGAGGACAAGGUAUGAGACACAGGUAGAGCUAAAUGGGCAGCUGGAACGGCAGAUCUCACUCAUCCGUGAGAGACUGGAAGACAUAAGAGGAAACCCUGUGGACCGACUGGCUUCUAUUCGGUCGUAUGAGGACAUGCCAGUGGAAACACUGAGACAACGUCUGAAGCUCCUGACCGGGGAGAAAUCUGACCUCCAGAGUCAGCUAAUGGAUUGUCAUCUUCAAGUUGAACAAGAAGGAAAGGCUUUUCAUAAAACCAAUGAUGAGAGGCGGGCAUACCUGUCAGAAAUUGCUAAGCUGUCAUCUACCCAUGAAGCUCAAAGAAGACAGUACUUUGCACAGCCACAGAGGGCACCAGAGAGCAAACAAAUGAGAGGGAAGCAGACUGGCAGGAAGGCAGAGGCUGAUUCUAAGAAAGGAAAAGAGGGAGGAGAAGAAGAUGGUGGCGAGGCCUUUGUGAAAGAAAGAGGAGGAGGUGAUGGUGGAAGAAUAGCAGAGAGAAAAGGAGAGAAGAAAUUACAAAGGAAAAGCAGGUUACCCACGCUUAAGCACAACCCGAAGCACGAUCCGUAA